This is a messenger RNA of Uncinocarpus reesii 1704, 2544 nucleotides long. RefSeq lists its product as uncharacterized. Gene Ontology annotation, cellular component: nuclear pore. The record is from RefSeq and is a predicted model, not a curated record. The transcript has 4 exons. The coding region runs from base 1 to 2544 and encodes 847 amino acids. NCBI's taxonomy places the organism in Eukaryota, Fungi, Ascomycota, Eurotiomycetes, Onygenales, Onygenaceae. Gene Ontology annotation, molecular function: structural constituent of nuclear pore. Gene Ontology annotation, biological process: protein import into nucleus; mRNA export from nucleus; ribosomal large subunit export from nucleus.
AUGCCGCGAGUUGUCGACUACGCGCCAGCCUGGCUAUCCAGGCCUUCGCCGGGGGCUACUUUUUUUUCAAGCUCGAGCUCGAAGAAGCCAAGCGAGAAUGACGCCGAGUCGUAUUUUGGGCCCACCAACAUAUUAGCCCGGAGGGGCACUGAGGUGUUCGCAGUGGUGGACAAUCAGAUUCGGUGGGCAAAUCUUGCUCUCCUAAAAGAUCAGUGGCAGGAAGGCGUGAGGCAAAAGAGAAGAGAAACGGGCUAUGGCUCUGACGAAACCGACACUGUGUCUUCAGGGUCUGUAAGGAUUUCCAAGAAUGGCGCCGGGAACAAAACGAACGGGGGCAGUUCUGAGGUUGAAUCAAGAUACAGGGUUCUUACGGCACCGAUAUAUGGCCAAAUAAGACAGCUUAUACCGUCUCCGAAUGGCGCAUUCCUCGCUAUCCUGACUACCCACACUAUUCACAUCGCCAUCUUACCGGACUCGUCGCAUUUGUCAAAUCCUGAUUAUUCUCCUCUCAGGCUACGAACAUAUCAACUUGGUCCUGCCACACAUGUCAUCCCUGAAUCACCGGUGGUUAAGGCGCUAUGGCACCCGCUAGGCGUAUAUGACAAUUUUGGAGGCUGUAUCGUAACCGUCACGGCAGACUCAGCAGUCCGCGUUUGGGAAAUUGAUCGAAGGGAUAAUUGGUCUUUUGAUCGUCCUACCCUAGCCAUUGAUUUGAAAAAGUUGGUCGACGGAACGUCUUCGGACGAAGACUUUGCACCCUCUGGAUUCGGUCAAAAUAAAGGGUUUUCUGCGGACGUGUUUGACAUGGAAGCUGCUUCAGCAACUUUUGGCGGUCAUGGAUACGACGACGAGGAUGCAUGGGCAUCGAUGACUCUGUGGGUGGGAAUGAGGCAAGGCGAUGUCUACGCGCUUUGCCCUCUAUUACCUUCAAAAUGGCGGGCUCCUGCCCUAGCCAUUUCUUGCUUGACAACCUCGAUAAUCCAUAAAUUAGCCUCAGUGCAAGAGGACACUGCGGAGGAAAAUGACGAUCGAAAAGCUGUUGAGCAGCGGUAUACAUGGCUUCGAGAAAUCGACAAUCAAGAGCCAAUACAAGUUGAGGAUGACUUUGGACUCGCAGAAAUACGGGUUCGCCCAGCCCAGCCCAGUCCCAUACCACGGUUGCAGGGCCCAUUUCAAUUUGAUAUUGAAGAAGAGCCGGAUGACCUUGACAUUACGGAUAUUUAUGUUAUUGCCGCCAAGCCCGAAACAGACGAUCUUUUGGCCGGUGAAGAUGAUCGAGAUAUUAUUGAUGAGAGCAAACAGGACGGCAUAUCUGGAACCAUCAUUUGCCUUGCUACUGAAAAGGGGAUGGUGCACAUAGCUCUUGAGAUGGAUGGGGUUGAGGGUCAGUGGCUCCCUGGCAGCAGCCAGGGCACCUUUACCACACCGAUGUCCGAUGCUUCAGAGCUAUUACUACUUGAGUCUUUGGAGACUGUUCGAGAGAAGCAUCUUCAACCGAACUCUUGGCCUAUUUUCUCAGAAGAUUCUGGAUCGAGGUAUAAUUUUUUCCUGACAACAGCCAACAAUGUUACCUUCAUUUCCCUCUCUUCGUGGGUACAGCGGCUAGAGCCAGAGUUACAGUCGGCAGAUACAGCUGGGUCGGCCUUUCGGAUCAGCGUCAUAUGUGACGGCUCUAUUGCAGAGCGGGAGCAGAUCAUUCAGAUUUCUGCCUCUAGAUCCUUGGGUGGUCCCGAACACCUUACAAACAGUCUAGUGAUGUACGACUUUGAUUUAGGUUAUAUGUUGCUCACAUAUGUGCCGUCGCAAGUAUACGCUUUGGUGUUGGAAUCCGCUGCAUCUGGGGAGUUGGAGAGCACUCAAGAAUUGGUCCCGUUUGAACCAGACGCCGCCAACUACCAAACCCAUAUGCCUAUCCCUCAACGGGCUCCGUAUCAAGUCCCCUCAAUAUUUUACGCUACCAAUCCAUUGACAACGUUUAUCGAUGAUCACGUAUCCCAUGGCCGCAAGCACACUCUAAAAGAGCCCAUUCGCCUUUCCCCCGCGACACUCGAUAUUAUUGCCACUGCCCAUCGAAUACUAAGUGCAUAUACGCAUGCGCUUGAAAAGGCCGCUUCGGUUCUUUUCCGCAGGUGCGAGAGACUGCAAGGGGAGAUGCGCGACCAGUUGAAUCAACUAGUAGACCUUGCAGAAAGAAUCAAUGAUGUCUCGCAGGGAACCGUCCGCCGUGGCCCAACCACUUGCAAGCUCUUGAGAGCUGGUGGACGACCAAUAAGCGAUAAAGAGAAUAGCUGGGUUCGAGAGGUGAACACGCUCGCGGAUUCGAUGGGGGGCGUAGAGAGCGAUAAGCAGUCAAAGCUGAUCGAAAGGCUGAACACGGUCAAAUCUUUAGCUGAAGAGCUUGUUUCUGAAGCGAAACGUUCACCUGAAAGCUCCAAAGAAAGCCGAACGUUCAGUCCGGAUGCCCGUUCAAGCCCACUUAGGGUUCCGCCUUUAUUACAAAAGGCUAAAGUUGCAGAAGCAAUGGAUAUGGUUGAAAGAGAGUAG